GCAGCAGAUACAGAUCUUCAUUUCAGUGAGAGAUAGACAGACCUAAAGAUGCGAUCCCAAUUCGUCCUCGCCUUCGGCCUAGUGGUACUCGUGGCGGUUGCAUAUGCUGCCACAACCGAUCCAUCGACGUCGACUACGCCUUCGACUUCCCCAACAACCUCGACUCCAACUUCUUCUUCACCUACUACGACUCCGUCAUCUUCCCCAACUACAACGACUCCUUCAACUUCCUCAACUACAACGACUCCUUCAACUUCGUCUACAAGUCCUUCCACUACGUCCUCUUCGACACCGUCCACAAGUACUUCCUCGACUACACCAACUACCUCGACCACAUCAAGCUCCUCUUCUAGUGACAGCACAUCUGUGGAGAAAAAGCUGAAGCGCAGGAUUCGCAGGCUGCGGCGCCAGGAGAGACGUCUGAGGAGGCGCGAGGAGAGGCAGAGAGAGCGGCGUGAGGAGAGGCGUGAGGAGAGGAGCGCAGGAAGGAGGCGCAACCGUAGGGGUUAAGGAUUUGAAAAUGAACUCCUGACAAAAAUGUACCGUGAAAAGAAAUAAAAUGGUUAAAAGUGAA
Drosophila eugracilis is the source of this 574-nucleotide messenger RNA. Its product is annotated as cell wall protein DAN4-like. Lineage: Eukaryota; Metazoa; Arthropoda; Insecta; Diptera; Drosophilidae. The transcript has a single exon. The record is from RefSeq and is a predicted model, not a curated record. The coding region runs from base 49 to 510 and encodes 153 amino acids.